Penicillium manginii is the source of this 2346-nucleotide messenger RNA. RefSeq lists its product as uncharacterized. The coding region runs from base 1 to 2346 and encodes 781 amino acids. The transcript has a single exon. The record is from RefSeq and is a predicted model, not a curated record. Lineage: Eukaryota; Fungi; Ascomycota; Eurotiomycetes; Eurotiales; Aspergillaceae.
AUGGUCUUCAAUCGACAAAAGCAAAAGCCAGCAGAUCUCCAAGUACCCGUUGCUCCAACAUUCCCUCUUUCCUCGCCGAUCAGCGAAGAAAUCGAGAGUCCAUCAUGCUCGUCUGCAGAGGAUCGAGAUCCAGACCGCACCCGACCAUUCGAUUUCUUGUCCAAAGUGACCAAACAAAAGGCCGAGAAGCGGGAGGCUCUAGCUCGGCAAAUAUCGUCCUUGGGUUUAUCCCAUCGAGAUCGUGAUCGGCAUGGCGAGGCUCCUGGUCCUGGAUCCAGGCACAGUAUUCGCGGAAUCACCAAGAAGAAGAAGAAUGCCUCGAAACCAGUUGGGUUGAAUUUGGUCACAGAUUUCACACUUUCGGCGCCGCCAAAGAAGCAGAAGCAGAAUGAUAGGGAGCAGGAAAGGAGGGAGGAGAAUGUUCCUGCUCCGUUUGUUGAUUUAAAUGAUUUGAAGCAGUUGUCCAUGGCUCGGGGAAAGGAGCGGACGGAGCAGACGAAUCCAUUUCUGAAAGAAGUCCCUCGAUCACUGCCCCUCCAGCAACAGCAGAAGCAAUUACCCAACACAAAUGACUCCCCGCAAACACAUAUCAAUCCAUUCCUCGACCCCAAUACCCAAGAACCAUUCAGUGAUGGUUUUUCUCCCUCCGACCGCAAUGUGAUGAUAGGCUUGACAGUACCAUAUGCCGAUUCAUCCCAUCGACCAAAGGAGACCGAUGGUACUGGUGACCAGUACACACCACUCACACCCUCCAUUAUCGUGACACCAGCCCGCGAAGAUGCUCCAUGGUCAACGCCCAGUCCGGAAACCCUCCGUCCACGCGCAGCAUCCAGCAUCUACUCCCGACCAAUCUCCCGGGUAGUGGGCAAUGAACACAAUAUACCCCCAGUCCCAGCUAUCCCAGAGGCACACAAGAAAGGUCUGGCCUCAGACUUCCUCAGUGCCCAUUUCAACGCGAUGACAAGAAAGCGCCGCUCAAUGUCCGCCGAUACAAUCUUCGAAGACGCAGACAUUAGCAGCCCCGAAGACUCCCACUCCCAGCCUCGAGGACAGUCACACAUCUCUAUCGACGACAACAAUCAAGUACCCCUCGCCAGUCGCCUCAGCAUCAACACCCAAGCCAGUCGUCCUGAAUCCCAGGGUUGGUGGACAUACCUCCUCUCCCCACUCCUGAGCAAAAAGUCACCACUCAGCCCUAGUUUUCCCCGCGAUGCACUAAUUUCCCCAUCGACGAAGAGUACCCGGGAAUGGUGGGACGAGAAGGAGAAAGAGACAUCUCAUUUCUCACCAGAUACACCGCAAACAGCAGUGAUAAACUGGGAUGAAGGCAACAAGAAUCUCGAACAGUCGCGCUCUCUGGAUAAUGAUGAAGCGACAAUAGUCCAGAAACGCAAGACAGUUCUCUCGACAAUUUUCCCCGGUGGAACGAUUCAAGGUGAAGCCGCGGAAUACUACCAAGCCUGUGCGCACGAACUAUUCAGCAAAACGCCUUUCUUCGAGUGCGUUAACCAUAUCUGUUCCAUCACACCGCCAGGUGCCAUUAUCUCGCCUGCAGAUUCAUGUCCCGGAGAAACGCGCGAUAGGGCACUUAUCUUCGCCGAGGCACAUGGCGACAACGCUGCGGACGAGAAAGAUCGUGGAAUCGCAACCUCGGAGGGAGAAACUAAGGGGUUACUUAUUGAUGUCGACUCACCGAAGCCGGACGGACAUACGAAGGAAGUGGCGGUAUCUUCGCCGGCAUCAAGCUCGAGCGCGGAUUCUUGGGACUCGCCACUGAGGGAGGAUAGAGAUGAUGAGAAACAUAUCCCUGAACCGACGCAGGAUUCGUCGAGGGGCAUUGCUCCAGAACCACAACCUCAGCCGAGUCAUCCUCCACCACAGCAGCAACCACCUGUACCGAUGCCAGAACCGUUUCCACCUCCUCCACAAGAACCUAUGCCUCCUCCAGCUCCAGCUCCUGUAUAUCAACCUCCAGCUCCAGCUCCUGUCUAUCAACCUCCAGCUCCUGAACCUGGGCCUCCUCCAAUGCCACCUCAAGAGAUACCUCCUGCUCAACCUCCACAGAUUAUACACAACUAUUAUGGAGCGCCUCAAGAACAGCCAGCUAUGCAGCAGCCAGUUCCUAAUUAUGGGCCCGUCUUUCCUCCACAGAAUGAAAUGCCACCACCGCAGCAAUUUCACCCGGAACCACAACAGUUUCAACCUCAACCUCAACCUCAACCUCAACACCAACACCAGUCUCAGGUAUCCGACUGGCCAAUAGCUCCUCCUCUUACUACAGAUCGGAGCUUGGGACCAGAAGCCUCUCGGGAAACUGUGGCUGAUCCCCCCGGCGCAUUCAAAUGA